Molecule: messenger RNA, 3967 nt
Organism: Poecilia reticulata (guppy)
Lineage: Eukaryota; Metazoa; Chordata; Actinopteri; Cyprinodontiformes; Poeciliidae
Source: RefSeq, a predicted model, not a curated record
AAAAAAUAAUAAAAAGUGUUCACUGUGCUCCACCUCCUUUUGUCAAAAAGCUUCCAAAACGGAGCAGAAGAACGUUUUUAUCUGCAUCCAGUCUGUCCUCAUAGCUUAAUCACUUUUAUUACACUACUCCCUUAUAACCAGGGCGAUGACCUGGAAAACCCCAAAACUUCAGGUGCCGCUGCUCUCAGCUUGUUCUACAGUUUGUCCCGACUGCUGGUGGUUUAUACAUUACUGUAUUCUCUCACAGCUUCCCUUCGCUCUAGCUAACUGCAGCAGCACUUUCUCUCCUCCCCUGCUUCUUCAGCAGCUGGAUCCGGUUGUGGACAUAAAACUUGAUGGCUCUCCAGUCUCGCUGGUUGCUCACCAGCAGGGGGCAGAGUUCCAGGCAGCGUUCACAGUCCGCCUUGGCGGGGACGCGCAGGUCCAAGAGGUUCUUCUUGAGGUGCGUCUCCACAGCUACAUGCUCCGCCUCAGACCAGGGUCUCUUCAGGACGCCGCGUUUUCCUGUGGGAAGUUGUAAUGAAGGCCAUGAGCACACGUAUAAGUUGAGUAUAUUUACGAACAAGCAGGAUAUUUUUAAUAAGUGUAGACGUAUGAAGGAAAACGGAACAAUAAAUGCUGCUCUUAAAGCCUGUAAAUUAACUCCAAAUAUGUAGUUGAAGAAUCUUUGUAGAGGAACACUGCCCUCUGUUGACUUGAGCAGAUUUUGCAACAGAGUUGACGUUUGUAGUCGAGUUCUGCAUCCCUCUUAUGUGAAAAGAAAUAAUUAAGUAUCACAAAAUCAAAGGAAAUGCCAUGAUGACUAUUUCUUUAUUGUUUAAUUCUUUAAUGCUUCUUGGAAAACCAGUUUCUCCCUGUGAAAUGGUGCCACAUUUGUAAAAGAUUUACAUGAGAAUGGGAUGAUAUUUGACAGCAUUGUGUGACCAAGUUGGUCAUCAGAAUGAAGAGGUUCCAGGAUGUUUUGGUUGUCUCUCACACAACCAAAGGCUUUGGUUUGUUAAAUGUACAUUUUUAAAUUGAGAAUAUGUCACAUUUCUUUAUAUUUCAAUUGUUCACUCCAAUAAACAAGUCUGGAUGAAAGUCUUUAACACGCCCUAAUCCCUAAAGGCCCUUGAAACCAAUGCUUGGUUACAAGAGACUCUCCAGAACAAAAAGGUACUUCAGUGGUUUUACAGAAAAAAAAAAUUUCUUCAUGUAAUUUCAAUUUGGAGUAAAACUGCUCUUGUCUGAGUACAGUUUCUGAUUACUCUACCAGUCUGUAGUAACUUCACUAAUGAAGGAGAAACAUAUUUUAACUAAAAAAUACAUCAAACACAGACAUUCACCUGCUGUUUAUAAUAAAGUCAGACUUCUGGUUUGCACACGAGCUUCUUUUAGUGAAGGCCACUAGAGACAAAAAAAACCUUUAAGAAAAUGGAUGGAUGGCUUAACAAGUUUGGUUACAUAUUUGAGGUCCGUAAUCGAAAGUAAAAGUAGCAGUCUAUUUCUAAGUAUAAGUCAAUAAUGGACUUGAAUUACCUCUAAAACCCAUCAUCGUUUUUUUAGUGGCUAUAUUUAUGUCACCUUUGAUUCACUGGGACCCAAUGGGUAAACCGAGAGUUACAAUCGCUGCUUUAACAGGUAAAUAUAACCUAGAUUUCAUUCUGUAAAGUUGAUCUCAUCAUAUCAUGAGUUGUCAAUCCUGUUGUUUUUCUCUUACAAAGAGGUUUGACACACGAUCCUCUUAUACCUCGUACAGUUUCUUAUUUAUAUUUUUUUAUGUCCCAGGUAAUCGAAUGAUUUACUUUUUGUUUCUGGGUUUUCUUUCCUCACCCGGCUGUGCUGCUCCCGAGACUUUCACGGUUUCAGUAAAGUCUACUGUCUCUGUCCAGCGAGGUCAUACAGCCAUCUUACCCUGCUGGCUCACCUUGUCUGAGAGUGCAGAAGAUUUGGAGGUACUCUGGUAUCAAGGGAGUGAUCAGUUUGGUACUCCAGUCCUGCUUUAUAAGGAAAAAGCUUUUGACUAUUCAUCCCAGAAAGCUUUGUACGCUGGUCGAGUCUCAUUCGGCUUAAAGGAAGAAACAUCAGGUGGAUUAAAGGCAGGUGAUGUCAGCCUGAAGCUGGAAAAAGCCACAAUUGAAGAUGCAGGAAAAUAUAUAUGCCUUGUCAGCAGCUCUCGUGAUUCUGACAGUGCAUCUAUUAGUCUGACUGUGACAGAAACUGGACACAAACCUCUCCUGUCAGCAGUGAUGAGAGAUGAUAACAAAGUUAACGUGAGCUGCCAAUCUGAUGGCUGGCAUCCAGAGCCUGAGCUGAGAUGGUCAGACAGCAAAACAGCUCUCAUUCCUGCUAAUCUGAUGUUUGGCAAAAACUCUGCUGGUUUUUAUUCAGUCCAUAGUUGGGUUCUGGUCUCAAGUUCUUCUGAGGUCUCCUGCUCUGUUGGGCUCUCUAAUGAGGAACCAAAGGAGACCAGAAUGCGUCUGGAAAAUUCUUUAGAAGAAGGAUCGUCCUCAGAUGGAUGGGUGGCCUUUGGGAUACUUCUGGCAGCUGUAUUAGUUGCUUUUGGAGUCUUGUACUUCCUGUUCUUCAGGAUGAAAGCUAUCAAGUCCAAAUCAGGAAAUAACACAACUGAUGGGGCCAAUCUCACAAACAUUCCUGAAGAGAAUGAAUCACUUUUGUCAAAAAAAAAUGAAUCACUUCUGUCAAAAACAACACAGUGCUCAGCAGCUCUAUUGGAAGCAUCCAAGCAUUAUGAGAAUAUUCAACUUGUGGACACAGGCAAUCCGCUAAUAAAAAUCAGGGGUUUUCGAUUGAGAGAUAAUGCUGAUGCAAAGUUUCCAGAUGGAGGCAGAGUCACCUGCCUCACUGCAGUCAGAGGAUCACCUGGUUUCUCUUCUGGACGACACUACUGGGAGGUUUCCUUACAAACUACAAAACUAGACCUCAAGACGUCCUGGUGGAUCGGAGUUACAGAUAAACAUGAAAUCCCUCAUGAUGAACGUUUGUCUCCAACCACAAAAAAUGGUUUCUGGUUCUUGUCUUCUUGCUCCAAACAGGAGGAUACUCUUCAGUUUAGCACUGAACCAGAGACAUUCAUUUAUGUUCAGUCAAAACCAAAACGAGUUGGUGUGUAUUUGGACUUUGACAACAGAGAGCUCUCCUUCUAUAAUGUGGAAGAGAAAUGUCUGUUUGGAUCUCUGGCAGCAAAAUUCACAGGUGAACUGUUCCCACUUUUUAACCCUGGGAAAGGUGACAUGGGAACUAUGAAGAUAUUACAGAGAUCUGUUCAGGAUCAGUCAAUUAACACUGAACCUGUGAAGAAACUACAGAAGGAGGAGCAGGAUCAAUCAGGUACGACUGAGAAUCCAGAGGCAGAAAGUUAAGUAUAUAUACACUUAAUUCUAUACAAGUUUAUAUAUACACUUAUAAUCAUAUAUACCUAUAUAUGAUUGAUAUUUUUUAUUUAGUUGCAUGUUUAAGUCUCUCCUAUAUUCCGACAUUCCAGCCCAAAUUACAGUUCAGUUCAGAUGAUAGUGGAGUUUAGCUGCUCAUUAGGGGGAAAACUGUAUGACUGCAGAGAACUGGAUGUUUGGCUCCUAUAAAAAUCUGUAAAAAAAAAAAAAAAAAUAGAAAAGAAAAAUCACAAUGUAUGAUUUAAAAAAUUAAUCUCCUGAUGUCUUCUCUUCAUUGAAAUCUGCAGAAUUCUGUUUUGUUGGGUUCCUCUUAUUUAUUUUUUGUUGUUCAAAUGUCCAUUCUUGUCCAUAUACAAAUGAUAAUUGUCAUAAUAUUCUAGGUAUUUGAAAACAAAACAUUCACCUUGUUGGAUCGUUAUAAUGUUAAAUUGAUGCUGAAGCUGGUUUUUGGUUUGUUGUGUGCUAUGCAAGUUAUUUUCUAGCAUGUGAGCAAACUUAGGUCCCUUAUAUCUUACCCUAGUCCUGAAAUCUGUGCUGAAGUGUCUUAAUCUGAAUAAAGUUCUUAUACAACACAA